This is a messenger RNA of Oryctolagus cuniculus (rabbit), 10240 nucleotides long. RefSeq names its product TSC22 domain family member 2 (gene TSC22D2). Lineage: Eukaryota; Metazoa; Chordata; Mammalia; Lagomorpha; Leporidae. The record is from RefSeq and is a predicted model, not a curated record. Gene Ontology annotation, biological process: regulation of transcription by RNA polymerase II.
CGGCAGCGGCGGCGGCAGCGGGGCUGCUGCUCCUCCCAGCAUCCCUGGCGCGGCCAUUUCAGCCCCAUCUUGGCCGAGGGGAGGGCGCUGCAGCCGCCGCUUCAGCAGUUUGAAUUUCAGUUUCUCCAGGAUUUACGAACCGGAGCACCGAGGAGGAGCCGAAGAGGCCACCACCGCUACCUCCCAUCGUCGGAGCGCCUCCGCUCGCCGGCCAGCCGUCUGCCGCCGCCGCCGCCCCUCACUCUCCGGAGAGCCGCGAGGGGAGGCCGAGACCGCCGCCGCCGCCGCCGCCCGCGGGGGUGGCUCCCCCUGGGAGGGGAGGCCCGAGCCGGCCUUCCCUUCCCCCGGAGCGGGUUUCCGCCUGAAGACAGUCACCAUGUCCCUGGGGCUGAGCUCCGGCUAGAGCCGGGGAGGGAGGGCCGCCCGCCCGGAGACCUUCAGCCAGCCCUGGCCCGCGGGCUCCCAGCUGAAUCGGGAACCUCCGGCCUCGCCACUCCUCCCGUUCUUCCCUCCGAGCUGCUGCCGGCCGCGUCCUGAGGAGCCCGAGCGGGGCAGCGCCGCCCCUCACGCCGCCGCCGCCGCCGCCGCCGCCUCCUGCUCCUCCACCACCACCACCUCCUCCUUCUCCUCCUCCUCCUCCUCCUCCCCUUCGCCCUCCCACUCCCACCCCCAGCCCAGGCCUGCUGACCGUGCCGAGCGCCGAGCUGGACUGCCCACGGCGGCCCGGAGACGAGGGAGGAAGCCGCCAGCGCGCCCCUGGGAUCCCUCUCUUGCUGCGGCGGAGGGGGUUGAAUUGAGGCGCCGCCGCACGAGUGCGACCGGGGGGCCGAGCCGCGGAGAUCGACCCCGACAAGGCAGCGGGCAGGAGGAUGUCUGAGCGAGCGUCCGGCGCCCGCAUCAGCCCGUGACUCCUCAGCUGCGGGCCGCCCACCCCAGCGCGGACUCGGACUUUGUCUUUGGGGGCCCCCUUGUGCGCUGCCCUUCGCCGUUUCCGGCAGGAUCCCCGAGGAGCCGGCGUGCCCGUGUGUCCUCCAGCCUUCCUCACCAUGUCCAAGAUGCCGGCCAAGAAGAAGAGCUGCUUCCAGAUCACCAGUGUCACCACGGCCCAGGUGGCCAGUAGCAUCACCGAGGACACCGAGAGCCUGGACGACCCGGACGAGUCGCGCACAGAGGACGUCUCCUCCGAGAUAUUCGACGUUUCCCGGGCCACAGAUUACGGGCCUGAGGAGGUCUGCGAGCGCAGCUCCUCCGAAGAGACCCUCAACAAUGUUGGGGAUGCCGAGACUCCCGGGACCGUCUCCCCAAACCUCCUCCUGGAUGGGCAGCUGGCAGCCGCGGCGGCCGCUCCUGCCAACGGAGGAGGAGCCGUGUCGGCCCGGAGCGUCGCUGGGGCUCUCGCCAGCACCCUGGCGGCGACGGCCCCCGCCUCAGGAGCACCCGGAGGCCCCCCGGCGGCGGGCCCGUCUGCCGGGCCGGGGCCCGCAGCCCCGGCUCAGCCGCCCGCCACUUGCAGUUCCCGAUUUCGCGUGAUCAAGCUGGACCACGGGAGCGGAGAGCCCUAUCGCCGCGGCCGAUGGACGUGUAUGGAAUACUAUGAGCGGGAUUCCGACAGCAGUGUCCUGACCAGGUCUGGGGAUUGCAUUAGACACAGCAAUACUUUUGAUCAAACUGCGGAGCGGGACAGUGGCCUGGGCGCCACCGGAGGGUCGGUGGUGGUGGUGGUGGCCUCCAUGCAGGGGGCGCACGGGCCCGACUCUGGAACUGACAGCUCCUUGUCUGCUGUGUCACAGCUACCCCCGUCGGAGAAAAUGAGCCAGCCCACUCCGGCCCAGCCGCAGAGUUUUAGCGUUGGGCAGCCACAGCCGCCGCCGCCCGUAGGUGGGGCUGUGGCUCAGAGCUCGGCUCCGCUGCCGCCGUUUGCAGGAGUCGCUGCCGGGCCGCAGCCAAUGAUAGCAGCCGCGCAGCCAGGCCAGCCCCAGGGAAUCGGGCCCAGCGGCGCCCCUCCGGGGCCGGGUGGGCAGAGUCUGCCGCCAACGAAUGUAGUAGCCCAGGCGCAGUCGGCGGUGUCUCUGCCUCCCCAGCCGGUCCCGGCGGUCGGCGCUACAGCCCCGCAGCAGCCCCAACAGUUCGCGUACCCCCAGCCUCAGAUAGCGCCUGGGCAUUUGCUGCCGGUCCAGCCCUCUGGCCAAAGUGAGUACCUGCAACAGCACGUGGCCGGCCUGCAGCCGCCAAGCCCCGCGCAGCCUUCGAACGCCGGCGUGGGAGCGAGCCCCGCCGCGGCGGCCAGCUUUGCCGUGGGCACCAGCCAGAGCGCCGCCUCAGUGGGCGCGCAGAUCUUGGGCGCGUCUUCCCAGCCGAGUGAAGCUCUGGCCUUAGGGCCGGGACCUGCGCAGGGCGGGCAGGCAGCGCCUUGUCAGCCGGCCGGAGUGCCCCCGGCUGCUCUGGGAGGCGUGGUGCAACCAGGCAUGGGGCCUACAGGGGCUGGGCAGCCCCAGUCCGUGCCUCCGCCGCAGAUGGGUGGCAGUGGUCAGCUGUCAGCCCUGCCUGGUGGCCCUCACGCCGUGGUGCCCGGAGUUCCAAACGUGCCUGCAGCCGUGCCCGCCCCAAGCGUGCCUAGUGUGUCUACCACUUCUGUUACUAUGCCAAAUGUACCCGCGCCUCUGGCCCAGUCGCAGCAGCUGAGCAGCCAUACGCCAGUCAGCAGGAGCAGCAGCAUAAUCCAGCACGUCGGGCUGCCCUUAGCGCCAGGCACACACAGUGCACCAACGAGUCUACCGCAGUCUGACUUAAGCCAGUUUCAGACUCAAGCCCAACCUUUAGUCGGGCAAGUUGACGAUACUAGAAGAAAAUCAGAACCCCUACCUCAACCACCACCUUCUCUCACUGCUGACAGUAAGCCUGUUGUGAAGCCUCCUGUUGCAGAUGCCCUGGCAAACCCCCUUCAGUUAACACCUAUGAACAGUCUCGCCACCUCUGUAUUCAGCAUAGCUAUUCCUGUUGAUGGUGAUGAAGACAGGAAUCCUUCAACUGCUUUCUACCAAGCGUUCCAUUUGAACACGUUUCAGGAAUCAAAGAGCAUCUGGGAUAGUGCAUCUGGGGGAGGUGUUGUAGCCAUUGACAACAAAAUAGAACAAGCAAUGGACCUGGUGAAAAGCCAUUUGAUGUAUGCAGUAAGAGAAGAAGUGGAAGUUCUAAAGGAACAAAUAAAAGAAUUAGUAGAAAGAAACUCUUUACUUGAACGGGAAAAUGCACUGUUAAAAUCUCUUUCCAACAAUGAUCAGUUAUCCCAGCUCCCCGCCCAGCAGGCCAGUCCCGGUAGCACUUCUCAGCAGCAAGCGGCCAUAGCACAGCCCUCGCAGCACCCUCCGCAGCAGCCGAAUGUCUCCUCCGCAUAAAGCUCUCUUAAGCCUCGCGAAGAAAAACUGAAAGCAACCUAUCCUGUGUGCCACUGGUGUUCCUGCCACUUUAUACGAAAGCAAGUAGCCGUGCUUUGGUUGUGUGUUUGGCCUUCUCAGUAUUAGACAAUCAUUCUGCAGGAGCUUUCCUCUCUCUGAGAUGUCAUGCAGCGCUGUUGAUGUCCAGUUCUAUGUCAUCAGUCCACAAGGAGAAUGAUAGAUGGGGUUUAUUAAAGCGAGCAAAGUCUGCAUUUUACCUGGUGCGCAUGAGUGGGAUCUUUAAGAGUUUCGGUGGCUCUCCCAUGUUUCCUAUUACCCAUGGAUUUACCCUGAGCCUUCCUCUCACAUUAUAAAUAACAGUUUAUCCAGAGAGCCACUUUCUUUCAAUAUCAGUAACAUUUGCCUACGUAAGUUUUCAUUUAUUUGUGUUUUAUUUAUUACAGGGCUGCUAUUUUCAUAAUGUACAUGAACAGUGUCACAGAACUUUUUUAAUUUUUUUGAAUAAUUAUAAGUAUCAGUAAAGGAAUUGAAAGACAGGAUUGCAUUUAAUAGAUAAACCGUUUAGGCAAUAAUUGAACAAAAGAAUCCUGGCAUAUUUCUAACACUAAUGGCAAUUUACCUUUGGUAUUUAUUUCCAGUAGUAAAGACCCAGCUUGAAUGUAAAUUUUGUAUAGUGUAAGUAUGAAGAACAUAGUGCAACUGUACAGGUAGCCACCAGUUAUUGUGAUAUAAUAAAUAAUUGGGCUAUUUUGAUGAAGAAAACUUUGUUCAUUUGUUUCUACUUUCUAAUAGAGAAAUUGCCACGAUUCCUCUGCUUUUCAACAUUUCGUAUGACUUUUUUUUUCGGGUGGGAAAUAAAAAGCUGUGAAAUUGUUCAACCUACUUUGUAACCAAAGAAGCAAAGCUGUGUAAUGGAGUUUUUUUUUUUUUUUAUAAUGCACAUUCUUUAUGUAUUUUUAUUUAGUGUUUUCUUGGUCACAAUUUCUUUGCUGUCUAGCAUGAUCUGCAUGACUAUAAUCUUUGAACCACUUCCGUACCUCAUGUUUUUAUCCAGCACUCUUAUUGUAAUAUGUACUAGUCUGUGAACAAUGUCAAAUAAAAAGAGCGAACAGGUAGUAUGGUGGAGCUGAGCUAGUGUGCAAUACACUAGUUGUAAAAAAAAAAAAAUGAAGUGAGCCAUCUUUUGUUCAUUUAAAAUGGUGUUUCGAAUUUCGUAUGCAGAAAACGUUUUGUUACAUUGCAGAUUUUAAUGUAUUUAAUAAAUGCAACAUGCAGAUUAAGUGCAGUGUAUACUGAGUAUUUAAAUUAAAAUGUACAUUUCAUAAAUACAGUUUCAAGAGAAAGCAUCAUUUUGUGUAUACUAACACGUUAAGUGUAUGUCAGAAAUUGAUGUAUAAAUAUAUAUUUUAACACAUUUUCUGAAAUUAAACUGCAGUUUUGUUGAAAUAUUUGGCUUCAUAUGUGUUCAGAAUUUGACUAGGUUUGUAUUUUCACAGUUCAAAAUAUUCCUUAAAUGAAAACUUAUGUUAUUAAUGACUUAAUGAUAGUUCUUGAACUUUCAAAAGUAAAAUAAUUUAAAGACUGCAAGAAAAGUGAGCAAUAUUUGUACUCAAUUUCAUAUUAUGUUGAUGAUAUGAGUAGGAAAUCCUUGUCUACCAAAACUUUUACUUGAAUUCAGAAAGGUGCCUGUAGAAAUUAACAUGCUCUGUGUGUAGCCAGCUAGCUAAUCAGGAGUUAAGGAGAACCAAUUAGUUAGCUCUCCAUGUUAAAAGCUGAUAAGUGUUCUAUGUUUGUUCGAAAUAAAAACUUAACCAUGGUAGCCGCAAACAAAAGGCAUAAAAUCAGGGUGUACAUGGGAUUGCCCAAAUACUUUAUAUUCUAGUUGAGCUGCAGGAAUGUAGUUCAGUGAACAAAAUUUUAAUGUUAAUUAAUGACACUAGAAAUACUUAAAGGAACUAAACACAAGGCUGUGGAGUGCGAUGCUAAGGAGGCCCCAGGAGGUGAGAUACAGUGUGAGAUCUUGCUGUCGGAAUGGUGACCGGAAGUUCGCUGGAUGUGCUGCUCUGUCACUGCCAGAGUGGAAGUUAAUGCAGGUGGAGAAAAACUGAAUCAGAAAAGAUUGGAAUUUUUGUGAUAAGGUUUGAUUCUGAGGAUAUAAAAACUCUAUAAACAUAAAGUAAUAUCAGUCACCGAGGAAGUGAUUAAUACGUUAAGGAAUGCAGUUGUAACUAAUGGCAGUUACUGCUACUUUUACAUUUAAGAAAAAUGAUAGGAAAGGAAAGGAAACAUGAGUAGCUCACAGAAGAAAGAAUGGCAGUUCCUCACGUUUCAGCUCGUAGUAACCUGUGAACUGUGAACACUCUUCACGUGUAGUUGUCAUUAAAUAGGACAAGGUAGAAAGGCAGGCUUUCCUGUGUACUCUUAAAGUAACCUGGCAAUAUGUAUCAAGAGCCUUAAAUACUAAUAAACUCCAUUUCAGUGACAUAAGAAGAUACACUCAACUCAUGGUGCAGUAUUCAAAAAUGCAAAAUUAUUGUAGUUCCUGUCCUCUGCUCUCCCAUAUUCCCUCCUUCCCUUGGAGCCCACACACCUGCUCCCCUCCCCAGAAAAACGCUGUGCUAGGAAGCUUUUGCAUCCAGAUUGACUCUCCUGAGGCACACCCCGCACUCCAGAGUCAGGAACACAUUUAGAGUGAAAGCUGUUAACACUUCACAGCAACAGAUACCUUGUAUUUGGAAACAACAAGGGUUCCUCCAACUGAUUGGUUUGUGUGUAACUUUCAGUUUUUCCUUGGAGACUUAGGGCCUCCUGCCCCAAAUAGGUGGAGCAGUAGUUUUGAUUGCAAUGAGAUGCCAAUUUGAGAACACAUACGAAUGCCCAUGUUUUGACAUUGUCAGUGCAAUGACCAUAGGUGAGUUUCCAUUUCUUUAAUUUAGGAAGUUUUCUGACUUAGUAAUAUCAAUUAUGAUGUAAACCUAACUUUCCCUCCAAAGAAAACACAUUUAAGUUAGUUCAAAUGGGAUUUUAUAGCUUGACACACACAAAAGUAGGGAGUGGGAGGCACUAAGUAUUCAGUUAUUUUAACUCAUAAUGGUGAGUUAAAAUUGGAUUUAUCCACUUUGAUAUCUAACUUUCUAAGCCAAUUGUAAGUAUUGAUAAGAAUGUUUUACAAGCAAGUCCCCAGCGAUAGUGAUCACUACUGUCAUUAUUUACAAAAAUUCCCAAGGCAGCCAUGAUUGCUUGAGCUCCAAACUCUGGACCUUUUGAAAAAAAUUAAAAUUUUUUAAUGUAAGAUUAGAGUAACCAGAAUACCUGUUCUUCAUGGAAAUUUAUCUUUGUAUAACUAGAAAUAAAACCAAUUCAUUUUAAGAUGAUCUGAAAUCACUUUUUUAAAGGAAGCUCUUUAGCUUAAUGACAGGCAUCUUUGUGGCAGGAUUCUGUUCUCUUCAGUAAUCCUGAUAAAAGGACAAAGCCCAGCUCUCAAGAUUCACAGUUUCAUCCAGGAUAUAUACAAGCCAACUAAUACAACGCAGUAAGAAUUGUGUGCUGUUAGACACACUCAAGGAUGUAUGGUUUGUCAGGGUGGGUUUCCUGAAAAAGGUGACACCCGAGGCUUGAAGGUCACAAGAGUUAGCCAAGGGGACGCGCAUUACCAACACAAGAAAGACUUAAAGGAGAGAGAGAGCAUGAACAGGUCUUACUGGCAGCUACGAUCUCAAGGGAGACAGCCACGACUUCCCCAUCAACCUUGGCAAUCUGGCGUCUAUUCAGAAAGUAAAAAUGAUUUUAAGAAGUUGGAUGUUGUACUCAGUUCCAGUGCCAGAUGGAAGAUAGAUUAGCAGGACUGAAAAUGGAAGCUAAGAAAUAAUUGAGAUACAACGAUGAUCCAGAAAAGAGAUUGGGAACAGGCAGAGUUGCAGAGGCAAUUUUGUGAAGCUCGGGAAGGAAGUCUCGUCUGUACCAUUUCUCCCUCCACAAGGAAAAAUCCACUCCCGGCAUCAGGAGCCCUAUUUUCUUGCCCCUUCAAGGAAAAAAAAAAAAAAUCAAAGAGCCCCAACUCAUCCUUGAAAGUGUGGGACAGUCUUUUUACUUCCCAUAGUCAAAUAUUUCUAAGAAAUCAAAGUGUUUCCUGUUAAUGGAAUUUCAAGAAUUUAACCAGCGGGUAGGGGAACAUAGAAGCGCUUUGGUGGUCGCUUUAUGCCUCUGUAAAUUCAGCCCUAAAGGUAAACUAAGUUGAAUCCUUUUAGGGUGACGGGUCAGCACAGCUCCAAAGCCUUUCCCUGAGAGCUUUCCCUUGCUCCCUGGAAAGGAUAUGGGUUCUGGCCCCGCUGCAGAUAAUGACAGCCCAAGUCAGAAGAGGUUUUGUGAGGCUUUGACAUAGGCCAAUCUCAGCAGACUUGUUUCUUUAUGAAUUCCCUGCCUAUGCAAAACUGGACCAUUUUCUUCUAAUUCCUUCUGCCUCAAGCCACCCACUAAUAUAUGCUUCUCUUUUACAGCAAUACUAAUAGUUUACUACGUGGUAAUAUAGAUUUACCUGUAUUUACCCUUUUAGACAUUCCAGGAUACACCCCUGUCUCAUUGUCAGUUCCAAUUCACACGAUUUCUAUCCCAAGACCUGCUCUCUGAAUGCAUGUGUUCUCCUUGUGGAUGGAAGGAUUGCUAUACGAGUGCUUGUAUAGCUGUUCACCUAGUAGGGUACAAUUAGUAUGACCUGCUGUGUUCAUAAAUGAAAAAGGCUAAGUGAGGCACCAUACAAAGCAAGUUAAAGUUCACAGACAUCCUUGCUCUUUUUUUUUUUUUUUUAAACAAUCAUCAAGUAAAAAAUAGUCUUUUGGGAUUAGUAAUACAAAAAAAUAAGCUGAUAUUUUGCACUGGCACGGUCCACUUGAUCACUGGAUUUGUUCUACAAACCUGGCUGGUGAAUGAGCUUUAUUUUUCCUUCCCCACCUGAGAAACAGAAUAGGCAGUCCAGGCCACCAUCUAAUGACAUGGGACCAGAGUGUUUCCAGACCAAGACCUUGGCCUCAAAAGACAGCCCUUUGAAGGAAGGAAAGGAAAGGUACGCUAACUCAGAUCAUAAAAAUAACUGAGUUUCAAAACAAGGCAAUGCCACACUUUGAUAUGCCCCCACCCCCAAAAAAAGUUCAAAUCACCUUUUCAUUUCAUUUUUUUGCAUCCUUGCCUUAUUUCCAGAUAACUGCAAAGUACUCUCGGCCACUGCAAUCCAAAAUGUUUUCUAGAUCACAGUCCUUGCUGUCAUUUCAUAGGCAAGCAGUGCAUCUAUAGAUAGAUCAGACCUGAGCGUGCAAGGGAAUAUUUUCUGUAUCCUUGGAGAAUAGCUAGUCUGUGUCUAAUUCUACUUUUAUUACACAUAUAUACUUGAUCAGGUUGCAGACUUGUAUGGACAGAAAAAAAUGUAUAAUUUUGUAAACUCCCAAAAGUGAAGUUUGUGAGAAAUUUGAGUUGUAUUUUUUCUUUUGUAGAGACACUGUUGAGAUGGAAUUCAGUUCUAUUUCAGUUUUAGGUGCUGCACCCUAUAUACUAGAUGUAUGAGGAUGGCAAGGUGACUGGAACUUGACUUGUGCCUGUUGUAAAUGGAAAAGCUUGAGUGCUGUAUCGUUGAUUCAGAGUAUAUGUCAUAGUUUGUAGACCUCAUGUCAUUUGUAAAUGUAAGAGUCAUAUAAAUCAACAGAAAUAUUGCCAUUUCGUGUGAAACCUUUUGCCAUUGCCAGGAAGCAAUUUAAAAUCACCAAAACACUUUACCAUCAAACAGUACCUUUAGAAAGGGCAACUGAGCAAAUCCUCUGCCCUCUUAAUGGAGCCUGUGAGGCGUCCCCCGUAGAGGAGAAACUAAUCUGAGAGAGGUGUUUACACAUUUUUAAUACUCUAAGUCUGUAGAUAAUGGAACGGAUUUAAAUCAAACUUACCUAGAAUAGAUGUUGUGUGUCGUGAAUUAUAGCAUCUACCACCUCAUAAACAACACUGUUGUAAUCUUAGCUGACAAAAUCAGCUCUCAUUCAAUGAAUCAAGAAUAACUCAGGUGCCUGAUGCCAAAAAGAAGUCUCUAACAGAGCUGAGACUCCAGAAAUAAACACAAAUACACAUUGAAUAAAUGGUAUAAGUGACAUUUCAAAUCAGUAAGGAAAGAAUUAAUUCCUCAACAAACAGUAUUAAGACAGCAUCACCAUUUGGGGAAGAAAUUUAUUCUGGCACAAAAAUGAAUUCCAGCUAGACUAGCAGUGAGUCUUCUGCUUUUUGAUCACAUAUCCCUUAUAGAAAUUGAAAGCUGUAAAAACACAUAGAAGCACAUAGCUUUACAAAUAAGUCACAACGAUAACUGCUUCUCGGCCUUUUGGCUAAGAUCAAGUAUAGUACAAAUAAGUCACAACAAGAUGUUCAACCUCAGCAAAAUCAGGAAAUUUGCACAUUUAGAACACAAGACAUUAUCUCAGGUCAAACUGGCAAACAUUAAAAACAUAAAUCAAGAUAUGGCAAGGGUGCAGUAGAACAAGAAUCCUAUGUUGCUGGUAAGUGUACAAAAAUUGGCAUGGCCACUUUUAAAAGCAAUUUGAUAAUAUCUAUGGAAAUUCAAAAUUCACAUGCCCUGUGACCCAGUAAUUUGAAUUUUUAGUAUAUACCCCAAAGAAACACCUAUGUCCAUAAAGCAGAUAGUUCAGUGACGUCAGUUGCACCUUUGCUUGUAAGAUAUGAAAAAGCAAAAUACCCAUAAAAGAUAGGGAAUAUGGUAUACACUAUAUGAUAUUAGAUGAUGAAGAAUGUACUGACACGGGCAGCUCUCCAGGACACAAUGUUAAGUAUUAAAAGUUUCCAGGAAAAAAAAAAAA